GCUCCCUCCCCGCACCGAAGCCCGGUCUUGUGGCAACCCCUGCAUCGCGCCGAGUCCCCCCUUGCCUGUCCUGCGCCCGCUUGCACUCCCUCUCUCUCCUCUCCUCCUCUUCUCCUCCUCCCCUCGUCCCCCAUCUGUCUUCUGUGCUUCCACUUGCAGCGCCUGCCCCGCAGCUCCUCUACCCUAUCUGCACCCCCCUGCACCCCCCCUCCCUCUCUCCCCCUCCCCGAACCAGCCAGCAAAUCACAGUCAGGAUGUCCUCCCCGCUGUUUGUCGCGGCGGAUGGCGCGGUCGCGGCGCCGAUGGUCGCCGACCCGGCGGCCGACGACGCGGCCAGCCCUUCGCCGGUGGACCGGCGCCUGUCCGGUGCGGCCCUAUCGCGGUCAACCGUCCGUGUGGAGAAUGUCGCGCCCAGCUCGGUAGAGCGACUGCACGAACUCUUCUCACACUUUGGGCUCAUUAUUCGAGUGGUGUGCGAGACGGACCGGGCGGCCGCGGCCGCGGCCACGGCCUCUGCCCUGGCCGCGGUGGCUGGCUCCUCGGCGCCCAUCCAGCUGCUGACCUUCCUCAUUCAGUUCGAUUCACCGGCCCCGGCCCUGGCGUCGCUGGCGCUGGACGGGGUUUCCUUCGGCGCGACGGUCCCCCUGCGGGUUUCCAUGGCUGACGAGAAUAUGCUGACCGAUCCCGGCAUGAUUGCCGAGGCGGUACGCCAGGCGCGCACCGCCGCGGCCCAUCAUUCGAUUGAUACCUUCCGAAACAUGUCGGCUGGCCCGAUGAUGACCAACCUCCCGCUGGGGGGCGGCAUGCUCCCCGGGAUGCCGGGGCUCCUGCCCGGUGCGGUGGGGGUCAUGGUCCCCGGGUUGCCGAUGGCCAACCCCCUGCUGGCGCGCACCCUUUACGUGUCCAAUGUCUCGCCACUGGCAUCGGAGUCCGAGUUGCAGGAUCUCUUUUCGCAGUUCGGUCAAAUUGCCGAGUUGCGUGUGUCUAACCCCCCGUCCGACAAUCCGGCUGGCAACAUCUACCUCCACAUCGAGUACGAGACUGCCUUCGCUGCGUCGGCUGCCAUGCAGCUGUCCGGCACUAUGAUCCACGACCGUGCUAUCAAGGUGUCCCCGGCGCGCAAGGCCAUCAACCGCCCGCGACGCACGGCCCCCCUGACCGGAGGCCACCCCCACCCGCACCCGCACCACUUGCAGCACCUGCCGCACCCGCAGCACUCGCCGCACCUGCAGCACCCGCAGCGUCUACGGAGCCGCUCGCGCAGCCCCUCACGCGGGCGCCCCACCCGUGGGGAUUACACUCGUCGGGGUCGCUCGCGCUCGCGCGAUUCGCACUAUCGGUCGUCCGGACGUCGGGACUCCGGUCGCCGAGAGAUGGACCGUUACGAGCGCGACAGCCGUGACCCCCGGCGGUAUGAGUCCUCGCGUGAGCUGGAGCGCGACCGUGAGCGCGACCGCCACUACGACCGCGAUCGUGAGCGCGACCGCGACCCCCGCGACCGCCAUCACGAUCGGGACCGUGAGCGCCAUCAUGACCGGGAUCGGGACCGUGAGCGCGAGCGCGACCGCGAGCGCGACCGCGACCGGGAGCGCGACCGCGAGCGUGAUCGUGACCGCGAGCGCCGGACCGACCGCUACGACCGCGGCAGCGGCGGCGGCGGCAGCAGCAGCAGCAGCAGCAGCAGCAGCCGCCACGACCGCGACCGCGAGCGCGAUCGCGACCGUGAGCGUGAUCGCGACUCCGAGUCUUCGGGCAGCAGCAGCCGCAGCCACCGGGAGUCGCGGUCGUCGCGGUCGUCGCGGCGCGACCGGUCUCGCAGCCGGUCCAGCGACCGGGCUGAGCGUGCGGCUGCCGAGGACGCCGGCCACAUGGACGAUGUGGGAGCCAGCAAGCAGCAGCAGCAUGCCGGCAUCAAGCGCGAGGGCGCGGAUGUGGCCUUCCCGGCUGCCUAAAGAAAAUCGGCCUCGCAUGUCGCCGACGCUGUGCCCUGACACACCUGCUUUCUCCUUUCCCCCUCUUUGUCCGCUCGCCCUUUCUCCCCGUGUCCCCCCUUUUCUGGAGAACGGGGGCCAGCCUCCUUUCCCCCAUCCUCUGCCCCCGCUUGGUAGUGUAGUUGCUUUCCUUUCCUCCCCCCUCCCCCGUGCACACGAGGCCCCUUCCCAUGUCCUUGCUCCGGCCGCAUGGACGCACGCUCGACCGUUGUGCGUGCAUGUGCGCAGGGCAGGACGGCGGUUCGGUCAUCUGGCAUUAAAAUACACAUUGGAAAUCCACCA
Molecule: messenger RNA, 2273 nt
Organism: Fonticula alba
Lineage: Eukaryota; Rotosphaerida; Fonticulaceae
Exons: 3
Coding region: 255-1952 (565 amino acids)
Molecular function (GO): RNA binding
Source: RefSeq, a predicted model, not a curated record